This is a messenger RNA of Pyricularia grisea, 2784 nucleotides long. RefSeq lists its product as uncharacterized. The transcript has 4 exons. Lineage: Eukaryota; Fungi; Ascomycota; Sordariomycetes; Magnaporthales; Pyriculariaceae. Bases 278 to 2572 code for a protein of 764 amino acids. The record is from RefSeq and is a predicted model, not a curated record.
UCAAAUGCUGGAGUAAAAGUACCUAGGUACCUAGGUAAGGUGCCUACCAAGAACCACCAACUUACCUCGUGGUUGAAAGCUGAGAACGGACCAACACCUCCUCGCUCCUACCAGCUGGGCGAACCUAAAUAAAAGUACAACCUUGAGCAACCCGACGUCAGAGUUGUCGCUGCCCCACAUUCCCUCAACCCCAUAUACCUCACCUCGCUCGUCUCCUCUAGAGCGUUAUCCCCGAUAUGCUGCGCAGGCAGUCUGAAUUGUUCAUGGCAUUAUAACAAUGGACCACGCUGACUUGAGGUGUUUCGACGCCGUCUAUGUCAAUCCCGUGGUGGGCGUCCAGAGUCCGGCAAAUAGGUUCGGAUCGGGCAGCGAACAACAUGCAUCCCAUGCCCCGCCUCCAAGCGUGACAACCACAUUGACCGACGAGUCCUGGCAGGGCUCCGACAGCGACGAGGAGGAAUUUGAAGAUGAUAUCUUUGCAGGGCAGGCUGGGUAUGGGUUUGAUUCGGGAGCUGGUUCGAGCCCGACGCGCGGAUCGACUCGAUUCGCGCGCCUGCGCACCAACCUGACUGCCCUGUCUCAAGUCUACAACCUUUAUUUCGUUGCCUACCUGGGAGUUAUACAUGUCUACAGCCCAGAAAAUGCACCGCAGGUGCUACGCAGAGCUCCGCUGCUCUGCUUGAAACCGACGCCAUGCCCGGUCGCGGCCAUAACUCGGGGACAUAUAAGCGUGCCCAUGCCGCAUCAGGUCAACAACAUGAUCACCGGUAUGCUCGGUGAAUCCGAAGUUCUGCUCGCCGCAUUUGACGACGGCGAUGUCGUCGGCUACUACACGCAUCAAAUCGCAGAAGCAAUUGAGCAUGCUGCCCGGCGCUCAGCAGGCAAGAGUGCAGUAGCGGCUCAGCCACCAUACGAGUUCUUCCACCGUGGUGUCGGCAAGUCUGCAUGGGGCUUGGCCGUACACGCAAAGUCCCGACUCAUUGCAGUCAGCAGCAAUACGCACGAAGUGACGGUGUUCGCGCUCUCUCUUACUAAGGGACCAGGAACAGAGCAUCAAAUGCCACCGGAGCACGAGCGAUGCAAUCCACCCAAGCUCGGAGGCCUCGGUCUCGAUGCGCGCCAGCUUGAGUCCCACCUCAGACAAAGAACACGGGACUGGAGGAUUAUACUGCACACCCGCCCCGAAAACCAGGCUAAUAUCCCUAGCAUAUCCUUUUUGGACGACGAAAAUGGAGAGGGUGACAAGAUUGUGGCAGUCGAUACUACAGGCCACUGCUGGAUAUUUGACAUUUGGGCUUUGGGAGCGCCCAAUAUCUGUCUCUACCCCAUUGGAGUCGCUAGACCUCCAAGGAGCCCAAUAGGUUGGGGUGUCAUGACACUUCCAGACGAGCUCUUCCAGGAGGUAGAAACGGCUACUCAGUUCACAGGCCUCAAUCGAGAAGACAUAGAUGGAUUCAAUGACAAGAAUGGCCGGCAUGUGCUAGAACUGACUGCUGGCGUCGUCAAAAUACCAAGAAAUGCGGGUCGUCAUCUGCCUACCGGGAUUCAAACCUUGCGACGGACUCCGGUUAGGGAAGAUGUCCCCUUUCGAAUGCCGGAUGUGUUCCCGGAAGCCUGCGAGCAAGUUUGCAGCCCAACAGCCCAAGACGAUAUCAAAGAGAAGAUCCGCAUGAGGGACAGUCGCUGGUACAAACUCGGGCGUGUGUUUUGUGAGGACAACCAGGAGAGGGACAAAUUAAAGCCUAUAAAUAUCGAAUCGGAUCCCUUUCAAGCCGCCAUGACCAUAGUCCCAAGCUCUGCCUUGGUCUACCAGCACGAAAAUUUGAAACCUUGCCGUUUCCUCAACAGCGUCCUAUGCAGCAUAUCCAGAAAGCAACAUGCUGAGACCGUUCAUUACGGCAAGGAUGCCCAGAACCCCCAAGUUCCGCGGUGUCGAGGCUUUCUCUCAGCAAGUGUCAUCAGGCGAUUCUCGAUCCUUCGUACCACGGAUAUGGAUGUUGAGCUUCAUAAUCUCGAUACCGAGAAGACUGAUGUGCUCUGUCGCAGAUUACUUCCGAGCGUAUCUUUAAAAACGAUCCCACACUUAUCGGAUAUGCAGUAUUCGCAACGAAUUUGUAUGUUACACUGUAUACCGGAGCUGAGCCUGGUGGUGGUAGGAUCUUGCUGUGGACGUGUUGGUUUAAUUCGCUUGACAAAGGCCCGAGGCGGCGGAGAGUUUCGGCAUGGAUUCCGCACGGAAUGGAUCCUUCCACGAGCCGAUGAAGAGACGAAUGCGGAGUCCAUGGUCUGGAUGGUGGGCAUGGCCGUAUCUCGCGUACCGCAACCAGGAGCCAGGGGGCUUAACCUUUUCCCACCGAGUCCCUCGGCUACGGCCGCCCCUGGCACAGAUCAGAGCAUUUUAAGUCGAGGAUACAGCAAGAGCCGACCCUACGAUACCAUCGCCCGGUGGCGGCUGCUUUUGCACUUCAUGGAUCACACUAUACUCAGCUAUACGAUCGAAGCCUCCAAGCCCCAAGAUGACCAGAUGGAUGUCGAAGUGAAGAUUGAAGACGACUCGACUGUUAGCGAAUGACGAUCGGCUAGGUUUUAGAGCCCCGUUACUGAGAGGCUACCUGAGGCUGAGUCGCAUCGGGCAUUUCGGUUAUGGUGGACGGAUUUCAUGAGCGUUCUGUUUUAUGCUGCAAUUGGCGUUUGUGUGAUGCCUAUCAUUGUUUGCUUACUUCCAAUAAUUAAUCUAGGUCUAGCGUGGCGUUAGGAAUACCCGUACUUAAUAAUAAAAUAGUU